Messenger RNA from Scutellospora calospora, 485 nucleotides. The record is from the annotation of a GenBank genome assembly. Lineage: Eukaryota; Fungi; Glomeromycota; Glomeromycetes; Diversisporales; Gigasporaceae.
AAGAAGAAAAUAUGUAUAUUAAAAUUGAUAUGUCUUUUGUUGUACCAUUUCAAUAUAACCAAGAUAAAAAACAAGAACUUCAACAAUUAAUUGAUGAUAGUAUUAUUGAAUUCAAUUAUGAUAUUGAUUGUAAUAGUUUUACUAAAGAUGUAGAAGAACAUGAAAAUGUAAUUAAUAGUUGGUUAUCUACUUAUGGUGGAAUUACUGGUUUAAAGAAAAAAAUUGAAAAUAUGUAUACUUCUUCAAAACAAAAACUUUUUAAAAAAAGUGUUGGUAUUACAGAUAUGGGUUCACAUAAAUUUAAAGUAGUUCUUUUGUGUUUUGAUAAACCAAAUGAAGAUAAUGAAAGACCAUAUGGUGAAUUAAUCGCAAUACUUCAUCUUAAAUCAAAUGAUGUAGAAGCAAAGAAAAAAAUUAUAGCUAAUACUGAAGAAUUAGCUAGAUUAAUUCUUGCUCGUAGUAAUGAUACAUAUACUAUUGAAUAA